Molecule: messenger RNA, 1495 nt
Organism: Columba livia (rock pigeon)
Lineage: Eukaryota; Metazoa; Chordata; Aves; Columbiformes; Columbidae
Gene: ACBD6
Product: acyl-CoA binding domain containing 6
Exons: 7
Coding region: 75-836 (253 amino acids)
Molecular function (GO): protein binding; fatty-acyl-CoA binding
Source: RefSeq, a predicted model, not a curated record
GAGGCCCCCCCUGCACGUACCGAGGCGUGUGGGGGAGCGGCGCGGCGCGCGGACCGGGCGGGCGGCGGGCAGCUAUGGCGUCGCCCCCGCUGGUGGUGGCGGCGGCGGCGGCGGCCGGGAGCGGCGGUGAAUCGAGCUCGGGCUCCGAGGAGACAGGGACGGCGCCGCCGGGCCGCGACCUGGCUGUGCUGUUCGAGCAGGCGGCUGAGCGGCUGCCGGCGUUGCUGCCCGCCGCCAGCAAGGAGCAGCUGCUCUACCUGUACGCGCGUUACAAGCAGGUGAAAUGUGGAACCUGUAACACUCCCAAGCCAGGCUUCUUUGAUUUUGAGGGAAAGCAGAAAUGGGAGGCUUGGAAAGCCCUGGGAGACACCAGCCCUCAUCAAGCCAUGCAGGAGUAUGUUGCUACAGUGAAAAAACUGGACCCCAGUUGGAAUCCACAGACAACAGAGAAGAGGGGAAAGGAAAGCAAAACUGCCUUUGGAGGCCCAGUUGUCAGCUCAUUAUAUCAAGAAGAAACAAUCAGGGAAGAGGACAAGAACAUUUUUGAUUACUGCAGAGAAAACAACAUUGACUAUGUAACCAAAGCCAUUCGAUCAAAAAAGGUGGAUGUGAAUGUCACAGAUGAGGAGGGUCGGGGUCUGCUCCACUGGGCCUGCGACAGAGGACACAAGGAGCUGGUUUCAGUACUGCUACAGCACGCCGCUGACGUUAACAGCCAGAGGACAAAUACUGCUGUGGUCAGCAUUCGAUCUGUCCCUGAUGGAUGUUGUUCUGCCAAUGUACUUCAACACAGCUUGGAAGAGAGAUGGAAACCGCAGCUUGGACGCAGCCAGUGACUUAGUUUGACAUACCUGCUCCUCCCAUUAACACUGCAUAAGUCUAAAGCAUCUGUUAAUGUCCAACUUGCUAGAAAUGCCCAGAAGAUUUCUCCAGCUCUGCUGUUCAGGCUUAAAGAGCUCUAGGUCAGAUGCCUUCUCUGGUCAGCUUUUGGGUUUUAACUGUUGAUAUUUCUGUGUGUAUAUAAAUGGUUGCUGAAUCCUCACACCCUUUUGAAACUGUCUCUGGAAGACACAUGUUGUUUUCCACUGCAGGACAUUUGCUUCAUGUGGACAGAACAAGGCAGCUGUUCAAUACAUAUAUUAAUUGCUAUUACUAUAUCCUACUGUUGCUACAUACUAGUUGCUAUUAUACUACGUGCUACUUGGCUCAUUCAUGGCACAACCUCAACCUCCUCCUCUUAAGCUGGUGGCUUCACUCUCUGGGUUUCUCUUGCAUUGUCCCUGUGUUCCUGCCUGGUCAGGAGCAAAACAGAGUUCUUGAGGCUAUUAAACACUUACAGUUGCAAAUAAAAUUGCAUUGGUGGCUGUUGUUUUCCCCAUCGUCGGGAGGAGAGGGGGUCUGAGUAACUUAUUUUGAGUUCGUACAAAAGCUAACAGAAGAAUGCAGAUCACAGUAUCACAGUAUGUUUGGGAUUGGAAGGGACCUCAAAAGAUCA